This is a messenger RNA of Carcharodon carcharias (great white shark), 7830 nucleotides long. RefSeq names its product kinesin-like protein KIF13B. NCBI's taxonomy places the organism in Eukaryota, Metazoa, Chordata, Chondrichthyes, Lamniformes, Lamnidae. The record is from RefSeq and is a predicted model, not a curated record. Gene Ontology annotation, biological process: regulation of protein localization; microtubule-based movement. Gene Ontology annotation, molecular function: ATP binding; cell adhesion molecule binding; microtubule motor activity. The coding region runs from base 383 to 6451 and encodes 2022 amino acids. Gene Ontology annotation, cellular component: adherens junction. The transcript is spliced from 40 exons.
CCGGCCGAUGCUCGAUGCUGCCGGCUGGAGCUUGUAGCUGUCAUGGCGAAGAGCCAUCGCUUCAAAGUCAGGCAACGAAACAGGUGAAACACCGCGAGGAAAACGGGGGAAUACGGAGAAGGAGGAGAGGGGGACAUAAAAUAAGAAAAAAAAAAAAAAGAACAGCUCAGAAAAAUAAACUGGUCAAUAAAAAGUUUGGAGGAGGGAUGUGAGGCGUCGAGUUGGAGAGUCCCGGGGUCGUCGCUGUCCGUUUGUCCGCCCGUGUCGACGCUUUAAAUCUCCCCCGACCCUCCCCCCUCGCUGUGAAUUAUUUUGAAACGGAGGGAGAAAUAAAAGUUUUAUUUUCCGAGGUGGCGCUUCGAGCCUCAUCCUGUCAGGCAACAUGUCCGAGUCCAACGUGAAAGUAGCCGUGAGGAUUCGUCCCCUCAACAGACGAGAGAUUGAUUUGAACACCAAGUGUGUUAUAGAUGUUGAGGGCAAUCAGACCAUUCUAAGUCCAGCUAAUGCCAACCUUGGUAAAGGAGAUGCCAGGAGCCAGCCAAAGGUUUUUGCGUACGAUCACUGUUUCUGGUCAAUGGAUGAGUCAGUUAAGGAGAAGUAUGCAGGUCAAGACAUAGUGUUCAAGUGCCUUGGUGAAAGUCUGCUGCAAAAUGCGUUUCAAGGAUACAAUGCUUGUAUAUUUGCCUAUGGACAGACUGGCUCAGGGAAAUCGUACACAAUGAUGGGCUCAAAGGACAAGCCGGGUUUGAUCCCUCGACUAUGCAGCAAGCUGUUCGAACGAGCAUUGCAAGACGCAAAUGAGGAACAAAGCUUCACAGUUGAAGUGUCAUUCAUGGAAAUCUACAAUGAGAAAGUCCGGGACCUCCUUGAUCCAAAAGGGAGUCGACACACUUUGAAGGUGAGAGAACACAAGGUUCUAGGUCCUUAUGUGGAUGGUUUAUCCAAACUGGCUGUGACAAGUUACAAGGACAUUGAAUCUUUGAUGUCAGAAGGGAAUAAGUCUCGAACAGUCGCUGCAACGAACAUGAAUGAGGAGAGCAGCCGCUCCCAUGCAGUUUUCAACAUUAUUCUUACACAUACAUUAUAUGAUCUUCAAUCUGGGACUUCUGGUGAGAAGGUGAGUAAGCUGAGCCUUGUGGACCUGGCAGGCAGUGAGAGGGCAGCAAAGUCUGGAGCUGCUGGGGAUCGACUGAAGGAAGGAAGCAACAUUAACAAAUCCUUAACGACUCUCGGCUUGGUAAUCUCUGCUUUGGCAGAUCAGGCUGCUGGGAAGAACAAGAACAAGUUUGUACCCUACAGGGACUCAGUACUGACCUGGCUACUCAAGGAUAGUCUUGGUGGAAAUAGCAAAACAGCAAUGAUCGCAACUGUCAGCCCUGCAGCGGACAAUUACGACGAAACAUUGUCAACGCUGAGGUAUGCAGACAGAGCCAAAAACAUAAUCAAUCACGCAGUGGUGAAUGAGGAUCCCAACGCCCGAAUCAUCCGGGAACUCCGUGAGGAAGUAGAUAAACUACGGGAGCAGCUCUCUAGAGCAGAGGCAAUGAAAGCCCCAGAGCUGAAGGAUCGUUUGGAAGAGUCUGAAAAGCUAAUUCAGGAAAUGACUGUUACAUGGGAAGACAAGCUUAGGAAAACGGAAGCCAUUGCACAGGAGCGUCAGAAGCAAUUGGAAAGGCUUGGCAUUUCUCUCCAGUCCUCUGGAAUCAAAGUUGGAGAUGACAAGUGUUUCUUGGUGAAUCUGAAUGCCGAUCCAGCUUUAAAUGAGCUGCUUGUUUACUAUUUAAAGAAUCACACUCUAGUCGGGUCUGAUGAUUCCCAGGAUAUCCAACUGUGUGGCAUGGGAAUACUUCCGGAACAUUGUAUCAUUGAUAUCUCUCCAGAGAGACGAGUCACACUCACACCCAGGCAAAACUCCAGAACAUUUGUGAACGGCUCCCUGUUGACUAGCCCUGUGCAGCUUCAUCACGGUGAUCGAAUCCUUUGGGGAAACAACCAUUUCUUCAGAAUUAAUUUGCCAAAAACCAGACCAAAAACAGCACAGGAUGACGACGGACAGGAGAGUCUCAUGAAGCAAAGUUCCAGCAGUGAGCAACUGGAUGGAGAUGGGGACAGUGUCAGUGAGGGUUCCAGUGAAAGCAAUUACAGCUAUGAGUUUGCACAGAUGGAGGUUACUAUGAAGGCCCUUGGAAACAAUGAUGCAAUGCAGUCGGUGCUGCAGAGGUUGGAACGCCAACAUGAGGAGGAGAAGCGGUCUGCACUUGAACAACAGCGCCUGAUGUACGAACGAGAAUUGGAGCAGUUACGGAGACGUUUAUCCCCAGAGAAACAUUACCGCAGUAUGGAGCGCCUCUCGUUUGGCUCUCCCAGCACUCAACAGCGGCUACGUCAGUGGACAGAGGAGAGAGAGGCAAUGCUAAACCACAGUCUCAUGAAGUUGCAGGAGCAGAUUGCCAAGGCAAAUCAUUAUGUACAUGAAGCAAAUUAUAUAGCUGAAGAAAUGGAGAAGAAAACCGAGUAUCAGGUGACUCUGCAGAUUCCAGCAUCCAGCCUUGACGCUAACAGAAAGCGUGACUCCAUUCUCAGUGAACCAGCCAUCCAGGUACGAAGGAAAAAUAAAGGCAAGCAGAUCUGGCCACUAGAGAAACUGGAAAACCGAUUAAUUGAUAUGCGUGAACUUUACCAGGAAUGGAAAGACUGUGAUGAGGACAAUCCUAUGAUGAGGUCCUACUUCAAGCGAGCUGACCCAUUCUUUGAUGAACAGGAAAACCACAGUCUGAUUGGGGUUGCAAAUGUCUUUUUGGAGUUGCUGUUUUAUGAUGUUAAAUUGCAGUAUGCAGUACCCAUCAUUAACCAGAAGGGAGAGGUUGCAGGACGCCUACAUGUGGAAGUGGUACGAAUGAGUGGGGAUCUUAGUGAUCGAAUUGCUGGUGGAGAAGAUACAUUGGACAGUCCGAAUGAAAGUGAAAUGCAGGAGAGAGAAAUGACGCGAAAAAUAGUCUGCAGAAUAAAAAUUCUUCAGGCUACAGGCUUGCCUCGGCACUUGUCAAACUUUGUUUUCUGCCAGUAUACCUUCUGGGAUCAGACUGAACCAAUCAUUGUUGCACCAGAGGUGGAUCCUUCCUCCUUAACCCCUGCUGGCAAGGACCCGGAGUGCAUGGUUGUUUUUGACCACUGUAAGGAAUUCUCAGUCAACCUUUCUGAAGAUCUGUUGGAAUAUCUCUCGGAAGGAGCACUAGCAUUCCAAGUAUAUGGACAUAAAUCACGUGACUCUCGAAAAAACACUUCCAUAUGGGACUUGGGAAUAAUACAAGCCAAAACACGAUCACUGCGGGAUAGGUGGAGUGAGGUGAUGCGAAAGAUAGAGCUCUGGAUCCAGAUCUUGGAACUGAAUGAGAAUGGGGAGUACGUCCCUGUGGAGGUGACCCUCUCGAAGGAUGUUUCCACCGGUGGCAUCUUUCAAUUACGACAGGGUCAGUCUCGACGUAUUCAAGUUGAAGUAAGGUCAGUUCAAGACUCUGGGACGUUGCCUUUAAUUGCUGAAGCAGUGUUGUCUAUUGCUGUGGGAUGUGUCAAAACCAGACCUGCUAGAACCCAGAAAUAUCAAGAUACCCACUUGGAAGAAGAGGAUGACAUGGACAGUUACCAGGAGAGGGAUCUGGAGAAGCUACGUCGGAAAUGGUUAACUGCAUUAACUAAGAGGCAGGAAUAUCUUGACAAGCAACUCCAGAAACUCGCUGGUAAAUCCAAUAAGUCUGAAGAUGAUGCAGACCGUGAGGCGCAAUUGUUGGAGCGAAGAUUGACACUAACGGAGGAGAGGAAUGCUGUGAUGGUCCCAUCAGCCGGGAGUGGAAUCCCAGGAUCCCCAGCAAAAUGGAGCCCAGCAGCUGGAAUGGAAACACAUGUUCCUGUUGUUUUCCUUGACCUAAAUGCUGAUGACUUCAGCUCUCGGGAAGAUCUGGAUGGACCAGAACCUGGUGCACUGGAUGCCAGCCUUGUUGAUGAGGAUGAUGAUGACAUUUUUGAACUUCAGAUUGCAAAACAUCAUGACCCAGAGGUGAAAGCAGAGGCUUCCUGGGACUCCAAUGUCCAUAACUGUUCAUCCUUGAGCAAAGGAACUCCAGCCGAUGAACGUGUCUUCCUUAUCGUGAAGGCUGUGGUGCAGCUCAGCCACCCUGCCGAGAUGCAGCUGGUGUUACGUAAACGCAUCUGUGUGAACGUCUACAGCCGACAGGGCUUUGCACAAAACUUCUUGAGAAGAAUGUCCUACAAAAGUACACUUAACGCAUGUGGAGUGACCUUUGAGAUAGUCUCAAAUAUUCCAGAGGAUGCUCAAGCAUCUGAGGACCGUGAAACUCUGGCACGAAUGGCAGCAGAGUUGGAAAAUGCAGAAUCUGCUGAGAAAGAAGCAUACAUUGAGAAAUACCUCCGUAGUGUACUGGCAGUGGAGAAUAUCCUCACUCUGGAUCGUCUGCGUCAGGAAGUUGCAGUAAAAGAACAAUUAAAUGCAAAGCGUAAACUGACCAGAAGGUGCAUCAGCUCUCCAAACGUCAACCGGUUGUCUGGGAGCCGCCAUGAACUCAAUGCAAGAUCAAGUCUUGAACGUGACAAGAGUCGAUGGGAGAGUCAGCAGGACAUAUCGACAGCUGUACUGCAGUCAAACAAAAAGACGCCUCCAUACCGUUCCCCGGUGUCCAGGCAUUCUAUGCCACAAGACGCAGACUCAUUCUCAGCACUAGCAGCCUCUUACUUAAAUCCAGUGAAGGCCUUUGUACCUCAGAUGCCCAAACUUCUCAAAUCACUUUUCCCUGCACGGGAUGAGGAGAAGAGGAGAUCUGCCCCUCCUCAAAAUCUGCAGUCUGUUCCUCGAAUCUUGGUGCAGCCUGAUAAUCUUGAAGAUGCUGCUGAACAGAAUAAAGUUGCUCACAAAGAGAAAGUACCUUCAGCUUCACUGAUGAUGAUAAAGCCUACCCACCCUGCAGUGACAGGCUCGGAGACUCGAACUGCUCCUUCGAAGAAUGAGUCAGUGGACACAACCAGCCAUGAAACCCAAGGAGAGCCUCAGAGUCCUUCGAGUGAAGCUUCGAGUGGAUAUUUCUCCCACAGCGUUUCCACAGCAACCCUCUCGGAAACAAAUAUGGUGUUGAGUGGCGAGGUUGGCACAUCCCCAUCCAAUUGGGCCACUCCUGACAGGGACACACCCGCCCAGUUACAAAAUCAACGAAUAUUGAGCUGUGAGAGUUCAACGCAGCUGGAUGCUGGUACGAAAUCAGGUUCCUGUCUUGCUAGACCAGCAGCCAAUGGGUCUCUGGAUGUGCGACAUCAAAUCAAUCAAGUGAAAAGUGGUGCUUCACACAUGUCCAGUGAAGAUGCACAUCAAUUCCAACUACAAACCCCAAGCAAAGAUACAGGGAAAGAUUGUGAAAGCCUUCGAAAUCGAUCACCAAACUCUGAAGUAACAGCAGAGUUUGGACAUGAGACCAUGGCAGCAGAAGCCAUGGAGAAAUCUGCGUCAGGCGACAUCAAAAACAGCUUCUCUACCUCUCAGACAACCGAAUGGCCAUUAAACAAAACAGAUGGCAUUGAUGUGUCAAACCAGACGUCCACUCUGCAUUCCCUCCAAAUCGAUAGACUAAAAGAUUUGUCUCCAAUACAGAAGGCAACCUCGGCAUUAAGUGCCUCUAAACCUGAGCCGACAUCCGAUGCAACACAGCCUAAAACCGCAGCAUCCAACCCCUUCAAAAUCCAAAAAGUAAGAACAUCCGAGUUGAAAUCCUUCACUGGCAUCUUGGGAGAUGAAAACGUGUGGCAAGGUUCAGAAGAUAGUCUUGAAGACAAAGAAGCGCAGUGUCCCACAGAGCAAUGGGACUCUGGGGCCUCAGGCUUAGCUGUAUUGGAGGCAGGUGACGAUUCUGAGAGAUCUGUGACUGUAAGUACAAAGGUUGAUGAUGAUCAUGAGUUAUCAAGCGAAAAACUUGAAAUUAUUUCAGAUUCAGAGGAAGCUGUUGACAUCGUUCCCGAGUGGCUAAAAGAGGGGGAGUAUGUCUCAGUUGGUACGAACAAGACUGGUACAGUCAGGUAUAUAGGACCAACGGAAUUUGCUGAUGGAAUUUGGAUUGGAAUUGAACUGAGUGUACCAGCAGGCAAGAAUGACGGCUCAGUUGGUGGAAAGCAGUAUUUCCGAUGUAAUCCAGGCUACGGAGUGUUAGUCAGGCUAAAUCGAGUCGCAAAAGCCACUAGCUCAGUAAAACGGCGGAGUACUGGCCUCCGGAUACAGUCGGCCGCAACUUCAGAGAAUCGGAGGAGUGGAAACUUCUCAAGGUCCAACCCAAAUUUAUCAGCUCUUACUGCACUUGCCAAAUCCGAAGGUGGAGCGGGACUCCGGUCAGGUGACAGGACUCCAAGAAAGAGUGAGCAUAGGAAAUCCUGGUCCGCUGAGCAAAAGCCUUCCUGAGAAAUGAACCAGUGGACUGUGAUACUUGGAUCUUAUUGGUAAGGCUUUGGAACUGGACACCUGGAGGAAACUUCUUUAAGUUGGGCCCGUUGGUGCCUUUGUUGAAUAACUUCCCCAACCCGAGGCGACCAAUCCACUGGUUUACCCGAUUUCUUUUAUUUCAUUUUCCUCUUUUCACUAGCCGUGUUCACUUAUCUUCAGCAGUAAUAUUUUAUUUUCCUGCUUCAAACUAGAAGAUAAUCAAACAUCACCUGAAAAUGGCAAUCAUCUGUUGGAUUUGUGAAUUACUAGACGUGUAUAUGAUUCACAUGAGGGCUCUUGUAAUGUCAAAGUUUGACUUUAUGCUUCAAUCAUGUUGAAUUGCUUCCACUUCUCCUUGUUUAGAGUAAAAUGUGUUCAUUUCUUGCCCCAGUGACGUUGUUCACUCAGCAUUGUAUUGUUGCAGCACUUAAAUUUCAUCAGGAAAUGCCACAGCUGAUUUUAGCUGUGGUUGGACUUCAGGCAGUUCAGAGAGAAGGGCUUUUGUGUCACCCGCUCAAAGUCUUUGCUCAGCUCAAUUUUGAGGCCAGGGCCCCAUUUCUUUCCUUCCAACGUGACCCACAGGCAGCUUGCUGAUGUAGCAAAGGGGCGCAGGGGCUGGGUAGGGAAUUAAGCGAUGCCUCAGCGAAACAGGUACUUGCCUGGGCUGCCUAUGUGAAAGGGCCAACAAAAGUGCUGGGAACGGGACUGUGCAUUUUGCCGUAAUUGUCAGGGUGUCACAGCCACACUCCCACCAGUGGAAGCCUCUCCUAUCAGGACCCAGGAAUCUAUUUUUGCCACCUUAGCUGGCAAUAGUGGAAACUUAAGUGGUGUUCCUGUGCAAUGCAACAAAUUUUAACAGGUCUGUUGAAAUUCUGGGGAAUGUUUUGAAGUAUUCUGGUACUGAAAUAUGCAGGUACCAAACACUUGGGGAAGAUGGGAUUUUCAACCACUUGACUGCUGAUAAACCUCAGAAUUGUGUUUGACUGUACAGUUGAGAGUACAAGUUGUGGUAGCAAAUCUGGAACAACAUGACCAGGAUAGAAAGUUCUGCCCCACUAGACCAUUUCCGCUGUGGCCAUUUUAAAAUGCAUUUUAUAAACUAUGCAAAUGUUGAUUUAAUUAACGUUAAAAGUUGAGAGAAGCAGAUGCUACUUCCAUUGGGUCUUUUUCACACAGCCUCCCUGAUUUAUCUGGAAUUCUCAACAAAUGUGUAGUGGCCAUAAUGUGGGAGCAGACAUUUUAGUCACAAGAGGAAUGAGAAGAAGCCUUCACUUAGUAUGUUAUCUGAGAUUUCAAGUUUCUAGAUGUGUUCUCAAUGAUCAAAAUAAUAUUUUUUAAUAAACAAAGCAUUAGAAACA